Messenger RNA from Penicillium robsamsonii, 2205 nucleotides. RefSeq lists its product as uncharacterized. The coding region runs from base 1 to 2205 and encodes 734 amino acids. Gene Ontology annotation, molecular function: DNA-binding transcription factor activity, RNA polymerase II-specific; DNA binding; zinc ion binding. Gene Ontology annotation, biological process: regulation of DNA-templated transcription; DNA-templated transcription. The transcript is spliced from 4 exons. Lineage: Eukaryota; Fungi; Ascomycota; Eurotiomycetes; Eurotiales; Aspergillaceae. The record is from RefSeq and is a predicted model, not a curated record.
AUGAGCGGGCCACUUGAUCACGCUUGGCAGUCUGAACCCCAUCCAUCUGUCCAAGGUGAAAAGGAUCCAAUCACCUACGACACAGCUGCGGCUGAGAAUGAAGAGGUCUCACCUUUGACCCGACCUGACUGGACGGUUUUCGGAACAUGCUAUCCCAGGAGCACGCCCCGGGUCAUAGUGGAACAGCCAGUGAACGCCAAAGUGGCCAUUCCUCGACUUGACCUUCCACUUGUAAGCAAUAAUGGCCGAGUUAGUCGAGCAUGCCACAAUUGUCGCAAACAGAAAAACAAGUGUUCUGGCCAUCGACCUUCUUGCCUCCGCUGCGAGGAAGCCAAUGUCCUUUGUGUCUAUGUCGACAGGAAACGGGAGAGAAAUGCCAGACAACUUACAGCCAUGACAACCCAACUCCAGCAAUACGAAUCUCUUGUCCGCGAUAUUUAUCCCAAAUUCGACAUCGAGCUGGCCAAAACCGUCGACCAAGCUCUCGCAAAAAUAGCUAAUAUUACCCCUUCAUCGCCGACCGUCGCCAAAAUACCAGACGAGACAGACUCGUCAACCCCAACACUUUUCUACGCGGAUCACACCCUGGAGGACUUUAACGGAGACAUGUCACUGCAAGCGAUUGGCUUCGUAGGAGAACAUUCGGCAACCGCAUGGUUAUACAGGCUUAGGUGCUUGAUCAGUCAGCCAAUUUCCAACCCAGAUGGCCAAUUUGAGGAAUCAGCCCGUCCAUCAGUUUCGUCCUGUGGAUUCUUCAUGGAUGAUGCCGGAGUACCACCGAUAGACGACCUGGAUGUCUUCGCAUAUCCCCCACAACUGGUCGCCGAUGAACUGGUGGAUCGAUACUUCCAAGUUGCGCACGCCUCCUUUCCCGUCGUCGGCAAAGAAAUUUUUCUAAGCCAGUGUCGCUCAUUUUAUUCAAACUCAACAACGCAUCCUGGAAACAAGUGGAUGGCGUUAUUGAAUAUGGUGUUUUCGAUCGCUGCAAGGCAUUCUGAGCUUUCCGGAGAACAAUCCCAGCAGAAUCACAGUAGCCACACGGUGUACUUUUCCCGUGCCCAGCGGUUAAGCAUGGGCGAGGGUGCGCUAUUGGACAAUCCCAACCUGCAGCAAACUCAGGUAGAGGGGCUAAUAUCACUUUAUUUGCUUUCCAUCGGACAGCCCAAUAGGGCAUGGAGAACAUGCGGUAUUGCAAUUCAGUCGGCGAUCGCGAUGGGAAUUCACCUUCGUAGCGAAAGCCCCAGCAUCACACACGUGUCCAAAGAAACCAGAUACAGGCUAUGGUGGGCGCUGUACAUGUUGGACAUCCUGCUCGGUGUAAUGACUGGACGCAUGCCCAGAAUUCAGCAGGAACACUGCACAACCCCUUUGCCGGUGCCUUACAAGGAGGAAGACUUUCGCGAUGAGCAUGUGAUGAGGCUUAUCUUGGACAAUCAAUCCAGAGCCCGCCUCAUGGCUUCUCUACUCUCCUGCGACCCUGCGACUGAACCGAACGACCGUUUAGCCGUUUCGCUUUCUUUACAGUCCACGGCUCAACGGGACUCACCCACCCAGCAGCUGCAGGCUAACGUCUCAUUAUACUUACUUUAUUCCAUUGACUUGGCAGCCGUAAUGAGACAAGCAAUCGAGAUCUUGUAUUCUCCCGAAGCGGGACGAAAACCACGCAACGACACCGAACUGGCCAUGGCAUCGCUCAACAGCGCUGCUGACAACUGGUUCGCUCGGCUCCCUACGACUUAUCGUUUCACCGAAACCAAAGUCGACCGAGCUUUUGUCCGUCAGCGGACAAGUUUGGCGUUUCAAUACUAUUCGACCAAACUUGUCAUUUCACAGCCUGCCUUCCGUUCUUAUACCAGCGGUGAAGACUAUACCACUGGUAUUGAUACCCCAAUGACAAUGAUUUGUCUCAAUUCAGCAGGCCAAAUGCUUGAUCUCUUACCCAAUGAACCAAACAUCUCCUGGCUCUUGAGUUGCUCACCUUGGUGGUGUGCUCUCCAUUAUCUCACGCAGAGCACCGUAGUACUCAUAACGCAGUUGCUCGGCCGGGAUAAAAUGGGUGCUAGCGAAAGAAAUGAGUCAGUCGAAAGAGUCCAGAAGGCUCUGCGAUGGUUGACUGAGUGUUCCACCAGGGAUCCUUCUUUCAAGCGAGCUUGGACUAACUUCACUGAGCUCCUGUCGUCCCAAGGAUCGGAAAUUUUAAAAUAA